Molecule: messenger RNA, 408 nt
Organism: Eremomyces bilateralis CBS 781.70
Lineage: Eukaryota; Fungi; Ascomycota; Dothideomycetes; Eremomycetales; Eremomycetaceae
Exons: 1
Cellular component (GO): U2-type spliceosomal complex; post-mRNA release spliceosomal complex
Source: RefSeq, a predicted model, not a curated record
CGCAAAGCCCGCCUCGCCCAACUCAAGUCCCUCAAACGCAAACAACCCCCCACCGACGACGAUACCUCCACCCAACCACCUGCAAAAUCCCCCCGACCUUCCACCUCCCCACCCCCUACCGUCACCACCACCUACCUCUCAGGCCGCAACUACGACGCCUCCGCGCGCGGCCCGAAACUCGGCUUCGAACACGACCCGUCGGCCGCGCACGCGACGCUCGAGCAGAAAGCGUCAGCGCUUGCGGAAGAAGCACGGGCAGAGGCGGCGCGGGAGGCAGCGAGCGCGGAGAAGGCGUUGGAUUUGUUUACAUUACGGCCGCGGAAACCGAAUGCGGAUUUGAAACGGGAGUUGGAUCGGAAGAUGGAGGUGUUGGAUGUGCGAACGGAGAAUGCGGUGGCGAGGUUAAUA